This is a messenger RNA of Haliotis rufescens (red abalone), 3288 nucleotides long. Its product is annotated as BTB/POZ domain-containing protein KCTD7-like. The transcript has 3 exons. Lineage: Eukaryota; Metazoa; Mollusca; Gastropoda; Lepetellida; Haliotidae. The record is from RefSeq and is a predicted model, not a curated record. Bases 146 to 775 code for a protein of 209 amino acids. Gene Ontology annotation, biological process: protein homooligomerization. Gene Ontology annotation, molecular function: protein binding.
CAAUAUUACCGGGACACAACUCCACGCGUUUCUGCAUUCGUAGUUACACAGCGACUUGAGAUAGAAACCUACAAGCAAUACUCGACACCCUGAACACGUGAAUAUUACUUACAACUGUGGACUUCACAAAGUAUAUUCUAACAUUAUGCAGGAUUCUCAAGUUGUGGACUUAAACGUUGGUGGUCGACAUCUGACAACCUCCCUGUCCACCCUCACCAAGUACCCAGACUCCAUGUUGGCCACCAUGUUUAGUGGAAGGCAUCCGGUAGCCAAGGACAAAGAUGGCCGCUACUUCAUCGAUGUAGAAGGGGAUGUGUUUGUUCAUAUCCUCAACUUUCUGAGAUUCGGGAAAAUGCCUCCACCCGAAAGAGCAUCAGAGGUUAAUGAAUAUGCGGAGUACUUUGGAUUACAGGAACUGAAGGCACCUGUCCCCGAAGACUUUGAACAGGUGCUCUACGGAAUAUGGAAAAAGGAGCUACCUGACUACCAACGUCACUGGGAAAAAGUGAAAGAACAAUUAGGCAAUAUUUCCACAAGUUACUUUUACAUUUGCACAAGAAAGUCUGAUUGUGGAAAACUGCCUAAAACAGAUAUAGGUGCACUGACCCCAGGCAAUUAUUACACUAUUGAAUUAUCUUUCGACUCAAACGUAUCUAUCUUUUUCAAUCUUCUUGCAGUCGACCUGAAAAAACGUAAUGUCUUCACCGACUCUUGUCUGAGGGAAUGCCCGGGUUGUUGUUGUAGAGCAGCAAUGGGAUUCAGAAUUGGACGAUGAUCCAAAAUUGUCACACUUUGAGUCGACAGAUAAUUCUGAUGAAAGGAAUGUGAAUCAGCCGUGGCAUGGGUGGAGAUCUCUGUUGCCUGCUGCUGUGAUCUUGAAGCGCUGAGUCAUUGGUUAAUGUUCGUCUAAUUGAUGAUCAAAUCUAGCAAGACCUACUAGUAUUAUUACGGAACAUUUCUUUUCAAUGUAUAUAGACUCAAAAUCAAACGGGAUACUAAUACAAGACAACUGUUAACAGAGCGAUUUACGUUUUGCUGCUUCUCUAGGUUCUUAAUUUCCUUGGGAUUUCCGUGUCAGAAUAGGUCCAUGGUAUGCUAUACGUGCUGCAAGUGCCGACUAGGGUGGGUACACUGGCUGACUGUUUGCUACUUGUACCAGGGUUUUAGAUGAUGUUAAAUAGCUGAAAUAUUGCUGACUGUGGCGUAAAACAAAUCCGUUGCCAUUUUGCCGAACCAGGUGUUGUUGUUUUUUGUCGCUUUUAUGUAAGGCUAGGACACAAACAUUAUUAAAAUGAAAAUUGUUCCUUCUGGCUUACUUUUUGACAUAUGUACAAUGUAAAAGAAUGUAUGUGAAUAUCGUUAAUAGCUGAAUUGUUUAAAGCUUGCAGUAUACUGGGUUCCUUUUCACUCUUGACUUGUUUUGAACCCAUUGUUAGAGUGAUGAAGAGUAUUUAGAAUUCAGUGUUUGUCUUGGUAAAAAACAAAAUGUUCCUCGUGUUGGUUCAGUUAUAGUAGACAUCUAUUUAAUGUGCGUUUCCUAAUCACGACAAGAAAAAGCAUCUUUCCUGACGUUUUGAAAGGUGUUGGUAUUGAUCAAAAUGCAUACAUUUUGCAAGCAUUCCAAAUCAUUUGGUUAUAUUUAUAUGUAUGCCUAGUUUGGGAAUGUUUGGAAAUGUUGGAGAAAUGCACACACUUACAUCAGUGUCCAUACCCGCCUACAAUCUUGCCGGUGUGUUAUGUCAUGUGGCAGGAGCUAGCGACACACAAACAAAUUAAUAACUUUUUCAUGUAUUUGUGUUAAUUUGGACAGUUUACUAUUUCAGACCUUAUUUCAAACGUUAGAAAUGAAACAUUUCCCUUAAACUUCCCUGUACAGAAAUAUAUAGGGAAUUGUACAAAAUGUUUGAUGCAGGUUUGGCAUAUAUGAGAUAAGAUUGGCACCCUAAUGUUUGAAAUACCAAGAGAAAUACAAGCAGAAUCAAUAACUUUUGUCACUUUAUUUCCUUCCAUGACUAUGUACAGGCAUCAAUGCACCAUCAAACCUUAUGAAAUACAUUGGAAAUACAUGGACAUAUAGCUCGGUAUCCAUGCAUAGUCUGUAGACAAAGACAGAGCUCGUUAGGCAGGACAAAGAAUGCUUUGUACACUCCCGACCAGGCAGUUGCUGUAAACAAAUAUGCAAACAUUUUUGGCAUUAGCCCUUUGCUUGCUAAACAUUUACAAUUGGGACCAAUCUUUGCGCAGGCUUUGAGAAACGUGGAAUAGCCGGGUAUGACGACUGCCUGAAUCAGUUGCUGGAAGGCCUGGUGGCAAGUCGGUAUCAAAGUGGUGUCUUGUACAUCCAGUUCUCGGAUUCCUCUCAACACAUGUUCACUCUGUGCAAGGUGGCUGGUAUUCCUGAUGAGCAUCAGGUCAUCAACGUCAAAUACUCCUCCUCCACAAUGGAUGGGACCAAUCGUGUCCAUUUCCUCAAUGAGGAUCUGAAGCGUAUCGGUGUUCACCUUCAGCCAGGGGACUUCCGACCAGAACCAAAGUGUGGUUGUCGCGUGGCUUUGCGGUACAUGAUAAAACAUGAGUAAUUGAUGUACCCAUAAUUGUGACAUUGUGUGGUUUGGUACGAUUAAUGUAUACUUCCCAGGCUAAUAACAUACAAUGUACAGCAACCUAUGCUUGAUGUAAAAGGCGACUAUGCUUGUCGUAAGAGGCGACUAAUGGGAUCGGGUUGUCAGGCUGGCUGACUUGGUUGAAGCAUGUCAUCGUUCCUAAUUGCUCAGAUCGAUGCUAAUGAUAUCAAUCACUGGAUUGUCUGGUCCAGACUCGGUUAUUUCCACCGUCAAAUAGCUGGAAUAUUGCUGAGCGCGGCGUUAAACAACCAACCAACCAACCAACCAUCUUCAUGAUUUUAAGCAUAAUCGUCGAUUAAUCAACGUUGCACACAGGUGUUUGAGAAGGUGAAAGACGAUAAAAAUAACAAAUAAUUGAUGUAACUUGUUUACACUAAUAAACAGGCGACGAUAAUCAUAUUCUCCUGAGAAAAGCGUACAUGAUGAAUAUACAGCUAGUUUGCAUUUCAAGCUUUGUAGUGAAGAGUAUAGUUGUAUAUAAUGUUUAUACUUGUGAUUACGUAUACACUUGUCUAGUGGUAGUGCCUCCAGCCGGAGAGCGGAAGGUCCGGGGUUCGAUCCUUGGCCGCGUCAUACAAAAAGACGUUGACUUGUGACGGUUGAGUCAUGUGAAUAGAUCUAAGCUGUGCUUGUAUCAUAUGUAUUUUGUAAUAAAAUGCCUACA